CCACUCUGCUAGCUCUUCCUGCAUCUUGUUAAUUAGCAGCUAAUCUCACCCUCAAGCAAGAGGCUUAGACGAAGAUCGCCAUGGCUGCUCGUGCAUCAGCAGCAGCUGCAAGAUGCAUCGCUCUCCUCCUGAUACUGCUCGCCGGCACCUCGUCGGCGCAGCUCUCCAGCAGCUUCUACUCCAGCUCCUGCCCCGGCUUGUACAGCGCCGUCAAGUCGGUGGUGCAGUCCGCCAUCGCCAGGGAGAAGCGCAUGGCCGCCUCCAUCGUGCGCCUCUUCUUCCACGACUGCUUCGUCCAAGGCUGCGACGCGUCGUUGCUACUGGACGACACGGCCAGCUUCCAAGGCGAGAAGAUGGCCAAGCCCAACAACGGCUCCGUGAGAGGCUUCGAGGUGAUCGACGCCAUCAAGUCCGCCGUCGAGAAGGCCUGCCCUGGCGUCGUCUCCUGCGCCGACAUCCUCGCCAUCGCCGCCAGGGACAGCGUCGUAAUCCUUGGGGGGCCGACCUGGAACGUCAAGCUUGGGAGGAGGGACUCGACGACGGCGAGCUUCAGCGGCGCCAACAACAACAUCCCGCCGCCGUCGUCGGGCCUGGCCAACCUCACCUCCCUCUUCGCCGCGCAGGGCCUCUCCCAGAAGGACAUGGUCGCGCUCUCCGGAGCUCACACCAUUGGCCUAGCACGUUGUACCAACUUUAGGGCCCACGUCUACAACGACACCAACAUCGAUGGUGCCUUCGCAACAACAAGGCAAUCAGCUUGUCCUCGAACCUCAGGAUCAGGCGACAGCAAUUUGGCGCCCUUGGACUUUGAAACCCCAACCGUAUUUGAGAACAACUACUACAAGAAUCUUGUUUGCAAGAAGGGGCUUCUGCACUCUGACCAGGAGCUCUUCAACGGCGGAUCCACCGAUGCUCAAGUCCAAUCAUACGUUAGUAGCCAGAGCACAUUUUUCGCCGACUUUGUGACCGGCAUGAUCAAGAUGGGUGACAUCACGCCAUUGACGGGCUCCAAUGGGGAGAUAAGGAUGAACUGCAGAAGGAUCAACUAGUGAAGAUGGGAUGUGCAUUAGCUUUGAGGUGGCUUUUUAUUUCUUCAGUCACAUUCAACUACUUUGUGCCGUUUCUAAAUUUUCGUACAACAAUUGUUAAAUCAUCAUGUUGUGUCAAUGUGUUCACAUGUUGGUUCAUUUAAAUAAGAAUGCAUGUAUCAAUUGUUUCCUA
Messenger RNA from Panicum virgatum (switchgrass), 1221 nucleotides. Its product is annotated as peroxidase 4-like. NCBI's taxonomy places the organism in Eukaryota, Viridiplantae, Streptophyta, Magnoliopsida, Poales, Poaceae. Gene Ontology annotation, molecular function: peroxidase activity; heme binding. Gene Ontology annotation, biological process: hydrogen peroxide catabolic process; response to oxidative stress. The record is from RefSeq and is a predicted model, not a curated record. The coding region runs from base 81 to 1049 and encodes 322 amino acids. The transcript is spliced from 4 exons.